GACAACUGGUGAUUUUCAAUAGUAACAGUCCAUACUUGAUUUAGAAGAGUACCACCAUAGAUAAAAAAUCUCUUCAUUGCUAUAUAUAUAAACACCUAUAUAGUGCAACCUGAAGCUACCAUAGAUUCACUGCUAUAUGGUGCCAUAUCAGGAAUUUCCAGUUCCACAACAAAAACAUCAUUCAUGGCAGUGAAAGAAAUCAACAAAACAAGGAUCCAAAAUAGCACUACCACUCAACAACAACACCAACAAGAACAAGAAGGGUGCGAUCCUUGCAAAUCUUUUGGCCAAAAAUGCAGUCACUUGGUCAAGAAACAGCGUGCAAAAUUCUACAUUCUUCGCCGGUGUAUCGCGAUGCUGUUAUGCUAUCAUGAACGUUCUGAGCACUGAGAAAUUCAAGGAAGCUUCAACAAGUUAGGAGAUUCAUGGAAUUGUGAUAUUAUUGUCUUUUAUAAGGUUGUAACAUAAAUUAAGAAGGUACUAUGUUAUAUGUUAUUACUAUAGUUUUUGUUAUAGGGUUUGCAUUGUUGUAAAUUAAAUUACUACAUAUGCAGAUGCUAAAAUGUGAAUGAGAUUAGAUCUGUUUCAAUUUUCAGAA
Messenger RNA from Vicia villosa (hairy vetch), 598 nucleotides. Its product is annotated as small polypeptide DEVIL 16. The record is from RefSeq and is a predicted model, not a curated record. The transcript has a single exon. NCBI's taxonomy places the organism in Eukaryota, Viridiplantae, Streptophyta, Magnoliopsida, Fabales, Fabaceae. The coding region runs from base 184 to 390 and encodes 68 amino acids. Gene Ontology annotation, biological process: negative regulation of cell population proliferation.